AUGAAAGGAACUGAUCCAAAAUCGAUUCCAUUUCAUGAUCAAAAUAAAACUAAUCUAAUGACACAAGUUUCUAUUGAAGAAAAAUAUCUAUUGCUUGUAUUGAUUGAUUGUGGACUUAAAAAUAAUCAAUUACGAAUUUUAUGUCAACUCGGUGCAAAAGUAACAGUCUUUCCUUGGAAUUAUCCUGUUAAACAAGAUGAAUUUGAUGGUCUUUUGUUGAGCAAUGGUCCCGGUGAUCCACAAACUCAAUGUUCAGAUACGAUUGCAACUAUAACAUCAUGGAUUAAUAGUCAAACUAUUAAACCCAUAUUUGGUAUUGGUCUUGGUCAUCAAUUAAUGGCUUUGGCUGCUGGGAUGAAAACAGUAAAACUUAAAUACGGAAGCCGAGGUCAUAAUCAACUAUGUUUAUUAGGAACAACUGGACGUUGGUUUAAUACAUCACACAAUCAUGGUUUUGCUGUUGAUAGAUUACAAGGUUUAGCUAAAGAUUGGAAACAUUGUGCUGGACCACGUGAUACAGAAAAUUUAUUUCAAAUAUUUCUUGAUGUUGUUCAAUCAUAUAAAUCAACUACACCGAUUAAUCUUAAAUCGUAUUUAAUUGAACAAUUAACAAAAUCUUUUAAUAAUAAUAAUGCAUCAUCAGAAAAUUCUUAUCAUCCCGUAAGAAAAAUAUUGAUAUUAGGUAGUCGCGAUAGUUUAAUAUUUGGACAAGCAGGAGGUUACUAUGAUGCUGCUACACAAGCAACUGAAGCAAUUAAAGCACACAAUAUUGCUACUGUUGUAAUAAAUUCAAAUACCGAUCUAAAUCUAACAUAA
Molecule: messenger RNA, 816 nt
Organism: Rotaria sp. Silwood2
Lineage: Eukaryota; Metazoa; Rotifera; Eurotatoria; Philodinida; Philodinidae
Source: the annotation of a GenBank genome assembly